AUGUGCACUGAGAGCUCGAUUGAUGAGUGCCCGGUGAAAGGAGACGCUUUUGAGGGGUCAAUCAUUCGAAAAUGUUGCUCGGGUCAUUGUUCUCUCCAAGAUAUUCGAGCAUAUUGUUGUUCGAUUACAGAAACCGAAAAACCGAUUGAGGAACAAUCGAACUACCUGGAUUUCUUGGAGACUCGAAAUGAGAACAGUGAUGGAGAUGAGGAAAGCCAUCCAAAGAAAAUCCACCACUCGCACAAGGAUCGUUAUGAAGUGCUCAAUUUC
Molecule: messenger RNA, 270 nt
Organism: Mesorhabditis belari
Lineage: Eukaryota; Metazoa; Nematoda; Chromadorea; Rhabditida; Rhabditidae
Source: the annotation of a GenBank genome assembly